AUGUCGCGGCAUAGAUCCAGAAGAUUAGAACUACCUCCGGCUCAAGAGGCUAUAGAUAAAUUGAAUGAGCUUUUAGAUAAAGGUUUGGCCCCCGAUGAAGCUAUGUGUAACAUAAUUAUUCAUGGUUACUGCUGGGAGGGAGCAAUAGAGAAAGCAUUCUUGUUCUAUAAUAGAAUGGUUGAGAACUCAUGCAAGCCGGAUGUUAUUACAUGUAACAUUCUUCUACGAGGGCUUUGCAAACAUGGUAUGUUCGAGAAGGCCUUUAAUUUAUUUAACACAUGCAUCAUUAAAGGUAAGCUCAUUGAUGCAGUUACGUACAACACGUUGAUUUCCGUCCUUUGCAAAGAAGGGAAACUUGAUGAAGCAUUUGACCUCAUGACUGAGAUGAAGAAGAAAAAAUUGGGGCCGGACCGAUAUACUUAUACUGCCAUCAUUGGUGCACUUACUCAUGCUGGGAAAACUGAGGAAGCAAAGAAAUUCAUGUCAAAACUCCUAGAGACAAGUCCAAAUAUGAUAAGUGAAGACACUUCACAAAUUCUUGGUUCAGGUGACAUGGAUUACACAGAACAGAUAAGUAAUUUUUGUACUCAAGGGAAGUACAAAGAGGCAAUGAAACUAUUUCAAAAAUCAGAGCAGAAAGGAGUUAGUUUGAAUAAAUCUGCGUAUUUCAAAUAUGUAUCUGCUGAGAGGUAUUCUGAAGCAUUAGAUAUCCUACAUUCAGGAGCUUGCCUUCAAUUGACUCAUGGGCAGGUUACAUGCAGAGCAGAGCUUGCUUCAAUGUAUGUGGAGACCUUAGUGAAAGGGAAAAUUCCUUAUGAUGAAAAAACACUUGACCUUGUCAAGAAAAUCUAUCAGGCGUUUUCUCGGGUUCCACUACCACAACACUUGUGGGAUGUUGAUGAUGUGCAGCAGCUUUCUAAAGACAUCGGAACGGCAAAGGCACGUGUUGAAGGCUGUUCCUCAUUCUUAAAAGAUGCUAUCAGAUGGUCAGCCGAAUAUAGAGCAGAUAGUAAUGGAUCUCCUGAACUGCACAUUAUGCUAGCCGAAUACAUAUAUUUGGAAAGUCCUGAGGUGGAUAUAGGUAAAGUAACAUAUCAUUUUACGAGAGAAAAUAAUCCAAAGAAGUUUGCUUCUACUCUGGUGAACUUUCUGGGCAAGUGCUAUCCUGGUGAAGAUGAUCUGGCGAUUGCUCGAGCGGUUUUAAGGUAUUUGUGCCAAGGUAAUUUGAGAGAUGCCAACCUACUAGUUGAAGCGGUAAAGACACAAAUCGAAUCCACCGAGAUUGAGUUUCCAAAGUCAGAGUUAAUGCAGUUCAUCACUUAUCUUUUGCAAACGAUGGAGAGAGAUGCUUUGCCUCUUUUUAAUAUGUUGAGAGUAAAUUAUAAGUUAAGUAUUGACAGGGAACCUGCAUUUCAUGAGAUGCUAGAUGACAUUGCAGAGAAAUUUUUUGGAGUACAGAGAAGGAAUCCCAUAGGGAUGUUUGGAGAUAUAUUCAAGUUGAUGGGGUCUGCUGAAUGA
Molecule: messenger RNA, 1518 nt
Organism: Arachis stenosperma
Lineage: Eukaryota; Viridiplantae; Streptophyta; Magnoliopsida; Fabales; Fabaceae
Product: protein GET4-like
Exons: 12
Coding region: 1-1518 (505 amino acids)
Biological process (GO): protein insertion into ER membrane
Cellular component (GO): cytosol
Molecular function (GO): protein binding
Source: RefSeq, a predicted model, not a curated record